Oppiella nova is the source of this 2301-nucleotide messenger RNA. The record is from the annotation of a GenBank genome assembly. NCBI's taxonomy places the organism in Eukaryota, Metazoa, Arthropoda, Arachnida, Sarcoptiformes, Oppiidae.
AUGUCUAACAAAAAGCUAACUGUCCUAUUGGCGCCGGCACAGUUUGUGGGGCCCAUGAUGUCCAGUAUAGGUAUGGCCGAAGUGUUGCGAGACGUGGGCGGACACGAGUGUGUGUUUGCCGUCACUAACGAUUGGAAAGCACGGCUCGAGUCCAUGGGAUUUGAGGUGAGACUUAUCGGGGAACCGGUGGACAGGGAUGUGGUUGUCAUGGAUUCAGCCAAUAGUAACGUAAAGGACGUUCAGGAAACGGGAAUUAUCGAUGACAUCACACCGUUUGAAAAGGCUAUCAGGUGUAACGAUUUCUUUAUGCAAUUAUUACCCAAAGAGAUCCGAGAAACUGAUCCAUACCUCAGGAGUAUUAUAGCGGACCUAAAACCGGAUGUCAUAAUUAGCGACCAUUUGAUAACACUUCCCUCUAUAGUCACAUCAGGCAUACCCUGGAUAUUCAGUUGGAGUAAUAAUCCUCAUUCACUGGAUUAUGGCUAUGAGGACAAACGCCUCCCGCCCUCAAUGUUGGGAUUGCCGACAAAUAGUGAGACAGAAGUGAAGGAGAAAUACAGACAACAACUCAAUGAAGAAAAGGGAGACAAAUGGUACACAUAUAGAGAUCAGUUCAUUGCUAAUGGAUGUCCGGAACUCAAGGAUUUCCUUAUGUGGACCCCAUCGCCCUUUGCAAACAUAUAUAUGAUACCCAAAGAACUGGAUUAUACGGACAUCAGACCACUUCCUGAUAAUUUCUAUGGAUUUGAUUGUUUCAAACGCAGUGGAAAUGAAGAUAACUUUGAAGUCCCAGAAAAUCUUAAGAAUAGGUCCGGAAAACUGAUUUAUCUAUCGUUAGGAUCAAUGGGUUCUGGAAAUGUAGAGCUCAUGAAGAGAUUGGUUGCGAUUUUGUCCAAAUCUAAGCACCGGUUCAUUGUCUCCAAAGGUGUCAAUCAUAAUGAAUACGAAUUGGCGGACAAUAUGUGGGGCGAGAGUGCUCCGAACAACAUGUCUAACAAAAAGCUAACUGUCCUAUUGGCGCCGGCACAGUUUGUGGGUCCCAUGAUGUCCAGUAUAGGUAUGGCCCAAGUGUUGCGAGACGUGGGCGGACACGAGUGUGUGUUUGCCGUCACUAACGAUUGGAAAGCACGGCUCGAGUCCAUGGGAUUUGAGGUGAGACUUAUCGGGGAACCGGUGGACAGGGAUGUGGUGGUCAUGGAUUCGGCCGAUAGUAACGUAAAGGCCGUUCAGGAAAUGGGAAUUAUCGAUGACAUCACACCGUUUGAAAAGGCUAUCAGUUGUAACGAUUUCUAUAUGAAAGUGUUACCCAAAGAGAUCCGAGAAACUGAUCCAUACAUCAGGAGUAUUAUAGCGGACGUAAAGCCGGAUGUCAUAAUUAGCGACCAUUUCCUAACACUUCCCUCAAUAGUGACAUCAGGCAUACCCUGGAUAUUCAGUUGGAGUAAUAGUCCUCAUUCACUGGAUUAUGGUUAUGAGGAUAAACGCCUCCCGCCAUCAUUUUUAGGAUUGCCGACAAAUACUGAGACAGAAGUGAAGGAGAAAUACAGACAACAACUCAAUGAAGGAAAGGGAGAUAAAUGGUACACAUAUAGGGAUCAACUCAUUGCUAGUGGAUGUCCAGAACUCAAGGAUUUCCUUAUAUGGACCCCAUCUCCCUUUGCCAACCUAUAUAUGACUCCUAAGGAACUGGAUUACACGGACAUCAGACCACUUCCCUAUAAUUUCUAUGGAUUUGAUUGUUUCAAACGCAGUGGUAAUGAAGACACGUUUGAAAUCCCAGAGAGUCUUAAGAAUAGGUCCGGAAAACUGAUUUAUUUUUCAUUGGGUUCUAUGGGUUCCGGAAAUGUAGAGCUCAUGAAGAGAUUGGUUGCGAUUUUGUCCAAAUCUAAGCACCGGUUCAUUGUCUCCAAAGGUGUCAAACAUAAUGAAUACGAAUUGGCGGACAAUAUGUGGGGCGAGAGGUCUGUCCCACAGGUAAAAGUGUUGCCAAUUGUAGACCUAAUGAUAACACACGGCGGCAACAAUUCUGUGACGGAAACCAUGUAUUUCGGGAAACCUAUGAUAGUCUUACCAAUAUUUCUCGAUCAAUACGAUAACGCACAGAGAAUUCAUGAGAAAGGGUUUGGGAUUAGACUCAAUCCCUACGAGUGCUCUGAAAAUGAAUUAUUGGAUUCAAUCGAAAGGCUAUUAAACGACAAAAUAUUGGCCCAAAAGUUGGCAAAAGUAUCGCAAAGAAUUCAAAGCGAAAAGAAUAUCGAAAAACUCGUCAAAAUAGUCGAGGAUUUAGUUAAUAAAUGUUAA